Molecule: messenger RNA, 7808 nt
Organism: Oncorhynchus keta (chum salmon)
Lineage: Eukaryota; Metazoa; Chordata; Actinopteri; Salmoniformes; Salmonidae
Gene: pan3
Product: poly(A) specific ribonuclease subunit PAN3
Exons: 18
Coding region: 440-2944 (834 amino acids)
Biological process (GO): nuclear-transcribed mRNA poly(A) tail shortening; mRNA processing
Cellular component (GO): P-body; PAN complex
Molecular function (GO): metal ion binding; poly(A) binding
Source: RefSeq, a predicted model, not a curated record
GGGACCUACCUGAAUUUGUCUAAUAGAAACGGUUGUUUUCGUUUCAAAAAUGAAACGUUUUGCAACUGUUUGGACUAAUGAUUACACACUUUGCUUUGUAGCAAGCUACCCACAAUGCAAUGCUAUGCUAGCUGGUUCCUAGCGGAGUAGCCAGAGAGCAGAAAACAACAACAACAAGGGUGAACGAGGUUCAACAACAGGCUAGCUACUAGCUAGGCCAGCUACAUGGGUAGCGACAAAAACGACCAGGAUUUAUCAAACGCGAUGUCCUUAUCAUCUAGACGUAUAUGUGAGUGAUGUAAUUUUAGGUUUGGACGAAUCAUAUGUGCUGUUGCAUAUCGCUUUGCAUUUACAUUAAUCUAACCCAGCUCGAGAGCAAGCUAAUUAGCAAUCGACGUCUCUCUAUGUUCGAAUAUUUUCCGGCGGCAGCAGCGGUGCCAUGAACAGUGGACUCCCAGCUUCAGCUGCUCCGCUCGGGGGUGUCGGAAUUCCCUGCGUCAAGGUGAAGUUCUGCCGAUACUACGCAAAGGACAAGACUUGCUUUUAUGGGGACGAGUGUCAGUUUUUGCACGAGGAACCGUCCAUGGCAAACAUGUCUCUUCAUGGUGGAGGAAGCCCAGUCCCUUUAUCCAUGUCAGGAGGAGCCGUGACGGCAGCGGGGUAUCCGCUUAGUGCACCCCCGGCCUGCCCGGUAGGGGUGCCGACCGUCACCAAAAAGAGCGACUCUCUUGGUUCUGCAGGCACGGCUCUGGAUGGACAGCUGUUAACCAUCCCUGGUAUGGAGGGUGGGACUGAUGCUAAUCUGACCAACUCCUACUUCAGCAGCAGCUUUAUUGGGGUGAACGGCUUCGGGAGCCCUGCAGAGUCUAAAUACUCAAUGAUGCAGAGAAUGACCAGCAGCAGCAGCAGCAGCAGUUCUCCCAGUCUCCUUGAUGAUGGUGAAAAGAACUUUAGCCACAGCGCUCACGAUCUAUUCCAUGGAACCCUGGCAGUUGGACCAGGUCAGAGUUGUGGGUCAAUGGAAAACUCUCCGUGGACAACACAGUCUUCAUUCCCUCUCCCUCUAUGUCCUCUUCCUGAUCCAGUUAGUUCUCCCAUAUCCUCACUCUUCAGUGACUUUGGUGCUCUGAGCAUAUCACAAAGGAGAAAGGCUCCCAACCCUACAGCCAAUGAGUUCAUCCCUAAGGGGGUUCCCCGCAUGGCCACUAUGGUCCAGUCCAGUGUUCCAGCCUUCCCCAUGCCCCUAUUCCCCCACCCCAGCCUCAGCAGCUCCACCGCCGCUGCCCUAGCACCCGGGAUGUCUCUUUCUGCAGGGUCCUCCCCCCUCCACUCCCCCAAAAUCACCCCCCACACCUCCCCUGCCCCACGCCGGCGCAGCCACACCCCCAACCCCAACAACCCCAAUCCGGCUAACUACAUGGUGCCCACCAGUGUGUCUGACCAGGGGGCCCACAUCAUCCAGAAGGAGACGGUGGGGGGGACCACCUACUUCUACACCGACAACACCCCCGCUCCCAUGGCCGGGAUGGUGUUUCCUACCUACCACAUCUACCCCCCCACUGCUCCCCACGUGGCCUACAUGCAGCCCAAAGCCAACGCUCCGUCCUUCUUCAUGGCUGAUGAACUCCGACAGGAGCUGAUAAACAGACAUCUAAUCACCAUGGCUCAGAUCGACCAGUCAGAGAACACCGGUGUUCCCUCUGAGGUGGAUAGCUACCACAGCCUGUUUCCCCUGGAGCCUGUCCCCCCUCCCAACCGCCUGCAGAAGACCAGCAACUUCAGCUACAUCACUUCCUGCUACAAGGCCGUCAACAGCAAGGACGACCUGCCUUACUGCCUGAGGAGGGUACAUGGUUUCAGGCUGGUGAACACCAAGUGUAUGAUGCUGGUGGACAUGUGGAAGAAGAUUCAGCACUCCAACUCUGUUACCCUGAGGGAGGUCUUCACCACCAAGGCCUUUGGAGACCACUCGUUGGUGUUUUCCUAUGACUUCCAUGCGGGGGCAGAGACCAUGUUUAGCAGGCACUUCAACGACCCCACUGCCGACUCCUACUUCACCAAGAGGAAGUGGGGACAGCACGAGCCCCCACCACCCCGGCAGCAUGCUGGUCUGCUUCCUGAGUCUCUGAUCUGGGCCUACAUCGUCCAGCUGAGCUCAGCUCUCAGAACCAUCCACACUGCUGGCCUGGCCUGCAGGGUCAUGGACCCCAGCAAGAUCCUCAUCACCGGCAAGACCAGGUUACGGGUGAACUGUGUAGGGGUGUUUGAUGUCUUAACGUUUGACAACAGUCAGACCAACCAUGUGACCCUCAUGCCACAGUACCAGCAAGCGGACCUGAUAUCCCUGGGCAAGGUGGUGUUGGCCCUGGCCUGUAACUCUCUGGCUGGCACUCAGAGAGAGAACCUGCAGAAGGCCAUGGAGUUGGUGUCAAUCAACUACUCAUCAGACCUCAAGAACCUCAUCCUGUAUCUGCUGACAGAGCAGUCAAGGCUGCGAAGCGUCAAUGACAUCAUGCCUAUGAUCGGAGCUCGCUUCUACACACAGCUGGACGCAUCACAGAUGAGGAAUGAUGUCAUCGAGGAGGACCUUGCCAAGGAGGUCCAGAAUGGUCGUCUCUUCCGUCUGUUGGCUAAACUGGGCACCAUCAACGAGAGGCCAGAGUUUCAGAAGGACCGUACGUGGUCUGAGACGGGGGACCGGUACCUGCUGAAACUGUUCAGAGACCACCUGUUCCACCAGGUGACUGAGUCUGGGACCCCCUGGAUAGACCUCAGCCACAUUGUCUCCUGCCUCAACAAACUGGACGCGGGCGUGCCUGAGAAGAUAAACCUGGUAUCUCGUGAUGAGAAGAGUGUUCUGGUGGUGACCUACUCAGACCUGAAGCGCUGCUUCGACAGUACCUUCCAGGAGUUGCAGCAAGCGGCUGCCACUGGCCCCCUGUAGCGCCCCUGCCGCCCCCCACACACAGGCAGCGGGGUGGGACUGCCUGAACCUUGAACCUGAAAGCACAUUAUUGCACUACAUCGGAGGACCAGGCGCAUAGUGAUGGCAUCAUCAGAGGGGGCGGGACUUGCUGGAUCAGUCACAUACACUGUCUUAGCAACCAGGAUAUUUUUUUUGUUGUUUUCCUAAAAACCCAGCAGCUGCCACUACAAAUAGUGGACAGAAACGGAAGCUGUGACGAUGACAACAAGGAUGAUGAACACUGCAUUAUUUUAUUUUAGAACUGGGGAACAAAACGGAUACUAAAAAAAUAAACCAACCACAUGGUAUUGAACUUUUUCCUGCUUUUUUUCUGUGGAGGAUUCACUAUUUGACUUUUAAUGAAUGUGUAAGUGGCCUACGAGAUGCACCUCCAGACAGAGCUGAAGUCACAGACACACACCGACACAGACUGAGAACUGAAUAGAAAUCAGGCUUUCUACUGCGUGUCUCUGCUGGAGACCACACCCCUUCAUACCAACACAUUAAGAGACGGGACAGACCACUGGAUGCUUUCUAAGGGGGUGGUCAAAGAACCCAUUCAUGAAAUGGGCCGGUCCAAGUCAGCCUUAGUUGUCGGUUCCCACUCAGAAAGGACAACCCACUGAGUUUUGGAGUAGGCUGUGGGUUGGGAUGGGGACUCUGUUGAAACAGACCAUAGAGGGGUGUGUUGUGUUUGUUAGAGUAGAGUAAGGCAGGCCAGGCAGCCCCUCCUUUAUUGCUCAAUGAUGGACACUAUUGUGGAAAAUGUUGUGACACAAAUUAUGAACUCGGGGGAUGGAACUGUUUUGUCAGCUCUGGGGUAGAACCCAUGGAUUGGACAUAACUAGAGAAUGGAGCCAGUUCUGCCUCAAUUAUUUUCUUUGCUGCCUCUCUCCCUCUUUCUCCCUCCCCUGAAGGGCCCCUCUUUCUCCCUCCCCUGAAGGGCCCCUCUUUCUCCCUCCCCUGAAGGGCCCCUCUUUCUCCCUCCCCUGAAGGGCCCCUCUUUCUCCCUCCCCUGAAGGGCCCCUCUUUCUCCCUCCCCUGAAGGGCCCCUCUUUCUCCCUCCCCUGAAGGGCCCCUCUUUCUCCCUCCCCUGAAGGGCCCCUCUUUCUCCCUCCCCUGAAGGGCCCCUCUUUCUCCCUCCCCUGAAGGGUCCCUCUUUCUCCCUCCCCUGAAGGGUCCCUCUUUCUCCCUCCCCUGAAGGGCCCCUCUUUCUCCCUCCCCUGAAGGGCCCCUCUUUCUCCCUCCCCUGAAGGGCCCCUCUUUCUCCCUCCCCUGAAGGGCCCCUCUUUCUCCCUCCCCUGAAGGGCCCCUCUUUCUCCCUCCCCUGAAGGGUCCCUCUUUCUCCCUCCCCUGAAGGGCCCCUCUUUCUCCCUCCCCUGAAGGGCCCCUUUUUCUCCCUCUACUGAAGGGUCCCUCUUUCUCCCUCUACUGAAGGGCCCCUCUUUCUCCCUCUCCUGAAGGGCCCCUCUUUCUCCCUCUCCUGAAGGGCCCCUCUUUCUCCCUUUACUGAAGGGCCCCUCUUUCUCCCUUUACUGAAGGGCCCCUCUUUCUCCCUUUACUGAAGGGCCCCUCUUUCUCCCUUUACUGAAGGGCCCCUCUUUCUCCCUUUACUGAAGGGUCCCUCUUUCUCCCUCCCCUGAAGGGUCCCUCUUUCUCCCUCUACUGAAGGGUCCCUCUUUCUCCCUCUACUGAAGGGUCCCUCUUUCUCCCUCUACUGAAGGGUCCCUCUUUCUCCCUCUACUGAAGGGUCCCUCUUUCUCCCUCCCCUGAAGGGUCCCUCUUUCUCCCUCCCCUGAAGGGUCCCUCUUUCUCCCUCCCCUGAAGGGUCCCUCUUUCUCCCUCCCCUGAAGGGUCCCUCUUUCUCCCUCCCCUGAAGGGUCCCUCUUUCUCCCUCCCCUGAAGGGUCCCUCUUUCUCCCUCUACUGAAGGGUCCCUCUUUCUCCCUCUACUGAAGGGUCCCUCUUUCUCCCUCUACUGAAGGGUCCCUCUUUCUCCCUCUCCUGAAGGGCCCCUCUUUCUCCCUCUCCUGAAGGGCCCCUCUUUCUCCCUCUCCUGAAGGGCCCCUCUUUCUCCCUUUACUGAAGGGCCCCUCUUUCUCCCUCUACUGAAGGGUCCCUCUUUCUCCCUCCCCUGAAGGGUCCCUCUUUCUCCCUCCCCUGAAGGGUCCCUCUUUCUCCCUCUACUGAAGGGUCCCUCUUUCUCCCUCUACUGAAGGGUCCCUCUUUCUCCCUCUACUGAAGGGUCCCUCUUUCUCCCUCCCCUGAAGGGUCCCUCUUUCUCCCUCCCCUGAAGGGUCCCUCUUUCUCCCUCCCCUGAAGGGUCCCUCUUUCUCCCUCCCCUGAAGGGUCCCUCUUUCUCCCUCCCUGAAGGGUCCCUCUUUCUCCCUCUACUGAAGGGUCCCUCUUUCUCCCUCUACUGAAGGGUCCCUCUUUCUCCCUCUACUGAAGGGUCCCUCUUUCUCCCUCUACUGAAGGGUCCCUCUUUCUCCCUCCCCUGAAGGGUCCCUCUUUCUCCCUCCCCUGAAGAGUCCCUCUUUCUCCCUCCCCUGAAGGGUCCCUCUUUCUCCCUCCCCUGAAGGGUCCCUCUUUCUCCCUCCCCUGAAGGGUCCCUCUUUCUCCCUCCCCUGAAGGGUCCCUGGUGACCUCUUCAUUUGAGAAUACGUUAUGCUUUUUGUGAUGAUUCUUUCUUGCUGGUUCUUCUCACUUUACUCUGCUGUUGUGCAGUGAUGCAUGAUGGGACAUGGAAGGGACAGUCUUUCUUUCUGCCUCAAGACAAAUGUUUUUCUGUGGACCAAUUUGGGGGGGCAAGGAAUGGGGCAAUGGGGCGAAGUGGAUUGUAGGAAGGGGUUUUGAAUCAUUUUAAGAAAAUGUCUUUUUUUAUUUGACCUUUUAAGAUCAUGUGACACAAAACAUGCUGGGGACACCGAGCAGCGAUGACCAGGAGUCACCUUUCACCUUUGACCUCUUCCAGAGGUCCCCUGGGUUUUCCCCCCUGAAGUGUGCUCUCAUUCACACCCUCUCAUGGCUUUAAAAAUAAUGGAUUGGCAUAAGAGAGAUGAUGGAAACCCCAAACCAUGCUUAUACCAAUCCAAUGCCUUUGAAUUCAUAAUGGGUAGUGAAGGAUAGAGAAUUGGUAAGGGGGGUGGGUGGUGGCUGUUGCACUCAGAGGCAAGGAUCUAUUCAGAAGGGUGAAACAUUCAAAGCGUUUUAGAAAUGUAUUAUAUAGAUCAUACCAAGACUUCUAGUCACAUGAGAAGGUCUAUUCUAUACAUCACAGUUCUAUGUGCAACAUUCAACCCUAUUGAAUAGACCCUCUGGAUGGUUUGGAAUUCUCUCAGGACAAUGGACAGCUGCAGGGGCCCAAUGACUGAAUGUGUUUGGCCGUCAUUGGUCGCCCUUUAUCCAGUCAGAUCGGUGUGGGCGGGACUCUUAAGUGCGGGGGGGAUGCUCCUAAGCACAGAUCUAGCAUCCAGUCUUACCUGAACUACUAGGGGGAUGACAACAUAUCUGACCCUAUGUCAGUUGUUAGGGGCAUCUUCUACCUACUCCACGAGGUGAGCUGUGAGUUGGCUAUGUUAGAAUCAUGUACUGUUUCCUGUGACAUGAUCAAGACCGAAAGCAUAUUUGGUGAAUGUGGUGCUUAGACCCCUAUCUUUAAACCAAUCUCUUCCAUACAACACACAGCCAUCACUAUCCACACACCCAUACCAACACACAGCCAUCACUAUCCACACACCCAUACCAACACACAGCCAUCACUAUCCACACACCCAUACCAACACACAGCCAUCACUAUCCACACAUGUCAACGUUUAUCAUAUCACCAUCAUGACACACACUCCAGUGAUGCGCGGGUCAGCUGUUUGUUCACCCGCACCCCCAACAACCCGACUAUAUGUGAUAGUGGAAAUCUGAGGGCUACAUCCAACCCUAACCCGCUAAUAUAGAAAAUGCUCUGUUCCCUUUUCUCUUGAACAUUUAUUGAACAAUGAUGUUUUUCUUCAACAUUUCAUCAAUUUAUUGAAUAUUUUGGCCUAUUGAACAGUAGAACAGUUGUUUUGCUGAAACAAAAUGUGAAACAAUAAAUGGAUAUAUUUUAGGCCGACUGCCUGUGGGCUAAUAGCCUCUACCAGCAUAUGAAUUAAAUAAAACAUAUAAUGAAGUGUGUGUGGGGGGUGUGUGUGUGUGUGUGUGUGUGUGUGUAUAUAUAUUUCUUUUUACGAUUUUCUAUGGCUUAGAAAAUAAAUACACUAUUACACAAAAUAAAGUUUAGAACACCAAAGUAACCACUGUCCAGUUGAUACUAUAACGGCCUACUUUCGUCAUUCUUUUGCAGCACUGUUGGGAAAUAAAAUAGCGCCCUCUGUGCUAGGUUAGUUGGCACGCGGAGCCUGCAGUUAGGCCCUGAAGCUUAGGUUUACACACUAAUUUUUCUAAUUAAAGAAAAACCUCAAUGUAGCCUAUAGAUAUGAGUUACACAAUUAAACAUGUACAGAUUUUUAAAAAUUAUUCCCCCCCCCCUUCACUUUAUUCCACCUGCCACCCACCCACCCUUCAUCCACCCACCCACCCUUCAUCCACCCAUCCUUCAUCCACACAAUAUUUCAGGACCCUAAAACCCUUGCCCUGCGGAUAUAACCAUGGGGAUUGCGGGUUAUGAGUCAACCCGUGCAUCACUAACUAUUGCUGCCUCUCUCCCACACACACACACACACACACCUCUCUCCCCCACACACACCUCCAUCACCAUCUUAGUAUGUUUUAUGCCCCUCUUGUGUUUGACUAAAAUGUUGUAAUAUUUGUGUGUACAGCAGUAUUUUAAUAAAGAAUACCAAAACAUA